Messenger RNA from Nicotiana attenuata, 1440 nucleotides. RefSeq lists its product as uncharacterized. The record is from RefSeq and is a predicted model, not a curated record. NCBI's taxonomy places the organism in Eukaryota, Viridiplantae, Streptophyta, Magnoliopsida, Solanales, Solanaceae. The annotation marks the transcript as partial. The transcript has 3 exons.
AUGGAUGUCAAGAAUUGGUACAGAAGCUUUAGCACAAGAAGCACAAGAAGUAUUCAAUUGGGAAGAAAUUAUCAAGAUGAAGUUGAAGGAGUGAAAGAAACAGUAUUUUCUAAAAGUGGAGGUAGCAAAAGUUCAAUUUGGAAAGUUUUGUGGAAAAAGUUGACAAAGGAGAAAAAAGAAAAGAAGAAGGGAUUAAGGCUUGAGUUUUCUAGGUCUGUGCAUGUACAAAAUCCUCGUUAUAAUGAAUACACUUAUGCACAGAAUUUUGACAAUGGUUUCAACUCAGACGAACCUGAUCAUCUUUUUAAAUCAUUCUCUAUACAGCUUUUGCAAUUUCUGUGUAGAAGGAACUACGAACUGCAAUCACAAUCAAUCAAGGAAUUAGUGAGUUUUGACCUAAUUUCAGCUACUUCUAUGGCAAAUUUACCAAUUUUUAUUCAGUAUGGUGGCCGAUGGAAUGUUGACAACAGCUUUGUAGAUUAUAAUGCAGACGUUGUAAUAGUUACUCCAAAUAUAAGUUUUGAAGAUUUUGUAGACGUGAUUUCGAAACAACUUAAGAUAGAUACUUCAUUGAAUGAUAUUGAAAUCAAAUACACUGUCCAAAACAGUUCUCCGCCAAUAGUGAUACACAAUAGUAUGGGUCUAUGUGUAUAUCUUGAGCUGAAAAAAAGCUCAGAAUUUACAAUGUAUCCCCUUUGUAUAACAUCGAGUGAAAAGGAUAUGGACAUGAUCUGCUACAAUUCCAAUUCUGCUGUGAUUUCCUCAGAAUGUGCACAAAGCUCAGUUGUAGAGGAGAGAUACAAUGGCGAUACAAUUAAGAUGAUCGAGUUUGGGGAUGGAGAAGACUGGAAUGAUACAGAAUCUGAUGAAAAUACAAUAAUAACUGACCCUCAACACACAGAUGUAGAAGAAGGUCAAAUUUAUAAAGACAAGGCAACGAUAAUCAAAGUCAUGAAGCACUUGGCAUUAACGGAAAAAUUUCAGUUUAAGGUGCAUAGAUCAAGUGAAAGCAGGUACUGCCUAGUAUGCAUCAACAACAACUGUGAUUGGUAUUUUAAGUCUUCGAGCCUGAAAAAAGCAAACGUUUUCAAGGUCAGAAAUUUCAGCAAAGUGCACUCAUGCCCCCUGAAAGACAGAUCUUACGCACAACGUCAAGCUACUGCAAAACUCAUCGGCAGUCUUCUGAUAGACAAGUAUAAAGACCCAAAAACAAUAUACACUCCUAAUGACAUAAUUGGAGACAUGAACAAGCAGUAUGGUCUUCAGAUGACAUAUAUGCAAGCAUGGAGAUCGAAAGAAUAUGCAGUUCAAGUACUGAGAGGGAACCCAAGCGAAUCAUAUGAAAAGCUGCCAAGCUACUUUUAUAUGCUAGUUCUUACAAAUCCUAUGUCGGUGGUAAAUUUGAAAAAAACAGAGGAAGACUUGUUCAUGUAUGCUUUC